Messenger RNA from Coccidioides immitis RS, 390 nucleotides. RefSeq lists its product as uncharacterized. The transcript is spliced from 2 exons. Lineage: Eukaryota; Fungi; Ascomycota; Eurotiomycetes; Onygenales; Onygenaceae. The coding region runs from base 1 to 390 and encodes 129 amino acids. The record is from RefSeq and is a predicted model, not a curated record.
AUGAAUCUCAACUUCCGUCUCUGCGACUACACCCCGGCAACUACUGAACCAGACAGCUCGAAUGGUUGCGGUGUUUACACCGAUAAUGGAACAUGCUCAAUCAUCUUCCAGGACGGUACGGUCAGUUUGGAGGUCAAGUCUCCAUCUGCACCGGGCACUUGGCUUUUCGUGCUCUGCGGAUGGUGCACCUUGAUUCUCACUGGUGGAAGCAUCUAUGCCGCUCGUCACCGUGUGUGUCGCGUUUUGAGUCCCAUAGGUAGUGCCGAGAAGCAGUUUUCUUCGGAGAUCGUGAAUGGAAAGGUCGCCGUUGAAUGGUUCAAGGAGUUUAUGGGCAAACGUCGGAGAUGGACAGAAGGGAAUGAGGAAUUGGAUAAGAGGAUACGGAGGUGA